AUGGCGGAAAGUAAGCUGUCGCCAUUACUAGUGCGCCAUGUUGAUCCCGGACAGAAGAACCCGACAGAUUUCCGGUAUCCAAGAUGGUAUGGAGGCUCCGCCUCAUGUAUGGCGGUAGCUGUCUCUCAUCCUUUUGAUCUCAUCAAAGUGCGGAUGCAAAUCGCGUCAAAUGGCGCUAAACAGGGGUCAAUCCAAACCGGAGUGCUCAUUGUUCGGAGUGAAGGAUUGAGUGGUCUUUACCAGGGUAUUUCGGCUGGAUUCACGAGAUCAUUGACCUACGGGACCGCCAGAAUUGCUAUUUACGAAGAACUGAAAAAGUCGCAAACCACUUCCGACAAGUCUUUCUCUAUUGUAGCACUGGGGUCGAUGGCAGCUGUUUCGGGCUUCAUCGGCGCAAUCAUCGGCACGCCAUCCGAUAUUGCAAAUAUCCGGAUGCAAAAUGAUAAGGCUUUGCCUACGCAUCAUCGUCGCAACUACCAGCACGUAUUUGAUGCAUGGUAUCAAAUGAAGCAACAUGAAGGCUGGAGAGCAUUUGUUCAAGGUAUCUGGCCCAACUGCUUCCGUUCGGGAAUCAUGACAGCAAGCCAAUUGGCAUCCUAUGAUGCUUUCAAGCGACUCCUACGGAGAAUAGGCGAUACAAGCGAAGAGAAGCCCUGGAUUCACUUCGCUGCUUCGCUGCUUGCUAGUCUGGUAGCAACUACGGUUUCAAACCCUAUGGAUGUGAUCAGGACUCAGUUGAUGAGCACUGUCAAAAGAAAUUCAGUUUUCACGGUUGUCCAAGGGUUAUUCGCUGCUGAAGGUUUUCGGUGGAUAUUCCGUGGUUGGACUCCUAGUUUUGUUCGUCUGGGUCCUCAGACAAUUGCAACUCUGGUGUUCUUGGAGCAGCACAAGCGCUUUUACCGUAGCUGGACCACAAGUCACUAA
Penicillium maclennaniae is the source of this 924-nucleotide messenger RNA. RefSeq lists its product as uncharacterized. The transcript has 3 exons. Bases 1 to 924 code for a protein of 307 amino acids. Gene Ontology annotation, molecular function: antiporter activity; sulfate transmembrane transporter activity; malate transmembrane transporter activity. Lineage: Eukaryota; Fungi; Ascomycota; Eurotiomycetes; Eurotiales; Aspergillaceae. The record is from RefSeq and is a predicted model, not a curated record. Gene Ontology annotation, biological process: oxaloacetate transport; succinate transmembrane transport; thiosulfate transport.